Penicillium vulpinum is the source of this 942-nucleotide messenger RNA. RefSeq lists its product as uncharacterized. The transcript has 2 exons. The coding region runs from base 1 to 942 and encodes 313 amino acids. The record is from RefSeq and is a predicted model, not a curated record. Lineage: Eukaryota; Fungi; Ascomycota; Eurotiomycetes; Eurotiales; Aspergillaceae.
AUGACUACCGCAUCCGUCGCCGGCGGAGACUGGACCUUCGAAAACUACGGCCCCAUAACAACAACAUUUACCCCGGCGCCCAGCUGUACCGCGACGGAUAGACUCUCCCUCGCCUCGAUCGAUGAUUAUACCUACGCCCAAUUCCAAGUCGCCUGUCCUACAUCAACGAGCGACUGGGACUGCAUGCCGCCUGGCACGACCACGUCGGCGACUUGGUACGAUGAGAUAAAAUGGGUCGGUUCUGCUGGAUACUACUCGCCAGGAUUGCACUGUCCUUCCGGCUGGAAGACAAUUGGUAUGGCUGCACGCGAUGAUAGGUCGCUGAGCACUUCGGGAUUUUUGACCACGUCAGAGGAUAAGAUUCCGUAUUAUGAGGAGCCCGUGACCCUUUUGGCGAGUAUGUUGGAGCCGAGUCAGACGAUGGCGCUUUGCUGUCCCAGCUCCAUGACACCAGAUGGUCUCGGCCAAUGUUUUGCUCAAGUCCCUACCUACAAGCCCAGCGUUGGUUGUGAGGUCUAUGUGGACAGAGACUACAAUUGGGCAAAGGUGACCAGAACAAAUGUGUAUUCCGGCAUCACGGAGACAAAUACCUACGAUGUGCACUCAUUUGUGAGCGCUACUACGUCGACUUAUUCCAUAUCUUUCCCCCAUGGAGUCGAGAGUGUGUUAGUGGCGAUCUCUUAUGUUCCUAUAAUUACUAUAGUGCACCAUCGGUCUGAUCUGGAGGCAGCUGGGGUUACGGGUGGGUCUACCAGUACCAUCUCUACUGGGACUGAGACUGGAACUAGAACUGCUAGCUCCGAGGCUACGGGAACUGCUGCUUCUACGUCGAACGCUGCGUAUAGACUCGGUAACAGAGCGUCUACUUUGGAUAAAUUUGAUGCGCUUAUCGGAGGCUUGACUGUUGCGGUGGCAUUAGGUGUAGCUAUGAUUAUCCUUUAA